This is a messenger RNA of Pocillopora damicornis (cauliflower coral), 2280 nucleotides long. RefSeq lists its product as uncharacterized. The record is from RefSeq and is a predicted model, not a curated record. NCBI's taxonomy places the organism in Eukaryota, Metazoa, Cnidaria, Anthozoa, Scleractinia, Pocilloporidae. Gene Ontology annotation, molecular function: oxidoreductase activity. Gene Ontology annotation, biological process: lipid metabolic process.
GUUGACGUAAACUUUGUCACCAUUUGGCAUAUUCAGCGAAGGUCGAAAUGAAUUGCUAGCACCAAACUGUUUUGAACAAAAAAACCGCGCGCGGUGAAACCGGUACGUCACAAUCGUCUCUUAGCAACGGCCAAAGAGAAAGCCAGUUUUCGGCAUUGUUCAUCACAAUGCCGAAAAGAAAUUCCUUUUCUUAGAUGAAAAAUCGGUAAGUAAUUAUUAAAUACAAACCGAUUAAUGCGCCGAUUGAAGUCUAAGCGUCGCUCAAUUUUCGACAAUUGUUCGAUGAAGUGUAGCUCUUUAGAGUUUGAUAAACUGAAGCGAUUGGGUCAAAUCGAACCAUUACCAUAGCAGAUAAUUUCAUAAACAGGACUGAUUUUGGCGCUUUAUUUUGUGGUUGAAACGAAAUAACCACCCGCCAUUUACGCUGAUUUAUUUAUUAAUUCCAAAACAGGUGUACGGUAAAUAAUUUAGGUUAUUAACUCUCGUUUGAACUUUUCCACGGCAUUCAUUCGUUCGCGCGGCAAAAACAUACCACGCGUGACAAACAAACAUACACAACAAUCAAUCACACUGCGACCCUUUUUUUGACUUACGCUCAUUAAUAACCGAGUGGUCUGAAACGCGCAAUUCUUUUUUAUCCAAUUCUAAGCUGACUGCGAUUCUUUCAGGCGUCAAGAUGGAAACUUCGGCCAGAAGACGAACCAAGGAUGAUUCGCCGGCCAAGGAAAGCACUGGAUCCGAAACGUGUCUCGAUGGAGCAAGAAUGCCGACAGAAAAUCCUCCUUUUAAGCUGAAAGAUUUAAAGGAUGCUGUACCGCCACAUUGCUUCGAGCGAUCUCUCCUUACUUCGAGUUUAUAUUUACUCCUCGAUUUGACCGGCGUUUUCGUGCUGUAUGCGGCAGCGUUCUGGGUGUUUAACGCAUCUUUGCCGGUUUACGUUCACGCCGUAUUCUGGCCGCUUUAUUGGCUUUGCCAGGGUUGCGUUGGAUUCAGCGUGUGGAUUAUUGCGCACGAAUGCGGUCACUACUCGUUCUGUAACAGCAAGCGAAUUUGUGAUAUCGUCGGGCUAAUUCUACACACUGCACUUUUUGUCCCGUAUCAUUCAUGGCGUAUAUCGCACGCAAAGCAUCACCGGAAUACCAAUCGAAUGGACGGCGACCAAGCAUUCGUCCCUAACACAAGAAGCUUUCUUAAGUCGGAGAACGAAUUAGAAUUUCCAAAUAUCUUCUUCAGGGUUCUUCACAUUGUUAAGUACCUAACAAUUGGUUGGCCGGCAUAUUUGUUUUUUCAUGCUCGUGGCAGACCUUAUAAGGAAUAUCGGCUGCGACCGAAUCAUUUCAACCCUUACGCUCCCAUUUUCUCUCCUGGUGAUUUCUGGGAUGUGAUCGUGAGCGAUGUGGCCUUGCUUGUGUGGAUUGGUAUCCUGUUCUAUCUCAGCGCCCAUGUCUACUCAUUCGGGUGGUUGGUGUGUCUGUACGUGGUACCCCUUAUGAAUGUUAACAUGUGGUUGGUGAUAGUCACCUACCUGCAGCACUCCGAUGUCAAAGUACCGCACUACGCCGACGAGGAAUGGACUUGGCUUAAGGGCGCGCUGUGCACAAUCGACCGAGAUUAUGGAAUCCUGAACUAUGUGUUCCACCACCUCACGGACUGCCAUGUAGCUCACCACCUGUUCUCUUACAUGCCUCACUAUCAUAUGGCGGAGGCCACCGAAGCCAUUAAGCCGAUACUUGGACGGUAUUAUGCCUAUGAUGGCACCCCCUUUUGGAAAGCAUUGUGGAAUACUGACAGCUACUGUCGAUUUGUCGAAGACGGCGGCAAAAUUUUGUGGUAUAAAUUCUUGCCUGAGCAUUGAUAUAAACACUGAAACUGCCAAAGUUUAAUUGUACACUAUGAAAUGCUGAUAGUUACAAUAGAUUUUUUUUAGCAGAGCGGGGAAAUGUCUACUAAGUUCUUGUUAAAACAGCGAUGAAACACUUAAAUUACGAUUCGAUUCUAAAAACUUUUUUUUACCCAAAGUUGAAAUGUCAAGAUUGGAAAGUUUUUAUCAUUGGUAUUGAUUAGCCAUCAAGUUUGCGAUUUUUUUUUGCUCUCUGAUGGCAAAAUAAAUCUGUCAUUAAGUAUUUGGUGCGAUCUUACGCUAUGGAGGUAAAAUUUCGAAAAUUAAGCAGUUCUGUAAAAUGAUUAUUAAUUUAUGACAGCGAACAAGACGACAUUGUCAGCGCUUGUCUUCCUUUAUUCAUUACAAAUGUAAACAAUAAAAUUCAGGUCUUUUCCCCA